AUGGCCGACCUAGCGAAAGUAGACGAAGCAGCGCCCGCGCCCGAAGCCCCUCAAAAUGUCGAAGAGGAGGUCACUACCGUAUCCGUACCGCCGAAAGUCGAAAAGGCCGAAGCAUCAGACACCAUGAGCGCGAGUGGAGCGCCAGCGCAAGAUGCGACCACAGCCCACGAAGCCGCUUCAACAGAAGAUAGCUCUCUCAGUGCGACUACAAACCCUGACCCGAAAGCUGCGCUCGCUGCGCGAAUGGCCCGAUUUAAAGCGCUCCAAGCCGCCAAAGUAAACGGGCGUAAAGAAACAGAGCGCGAGGUUCGCGAUGCCGAAGACCGCAGUUCUCGCCUCGCGCAAAUCUCCAAACUCGGCGCCCUCAACGAGAAAGCCUCGUACAAACUCCUCAAAUCCGAAGACCCUGAUUUCGAGCGCAAGAGAAAUUGGGACUACACAGUUGAAGAGAGCGAGAGCUGGGACAAGAGGCUCAAGAAGAAGUCAAAAAACCGGGAGGGAGUCGCGUUCGCAGACUACAGGAACGAGGCGAACAAGGUGUACAAGAGGCAGAUUGGUCAGAUGAGCAAGGUCGAUCUGGAGGCGUAUGCCGAGGAGAAGGCAAGGAAACUGCAGUCGCAAGUAUCCUCUGGACUUCUGCAACUCGUCGAAACGGAUGCUGGCGAAAUCUACACCGUCGACAACCAAGGGCGCAUAAACACACCAGUCGACGAAGCGUACAGCCACGAUCACAGGCCUUCGAAGGAAGCCGUGGACAGGCUAGUGGAAGACUUGGAGAAGGGCGAGCGGGCCAGGUUGAAGGCCAGGGCAGCGAGGGGCAUACGCGACUCCGAGGAUAUGGGCGAUGUCACGUACAUCAACCAGAAGAACAAGCAGUUCAACGACAAGCUCUCGCGCUUCUACAACAAAUACACGAGCGAGAUACGGGACAGCUUCGAGCGAGGAACAGCGAUAUAA
Messenger RNA from Alternaria ventricosa, 957 nucleotides. RefSeq lists its product as uncharacterized. The record is from RefSeq and is a predicted model, not a curated record. Gene Ontology annotation, cellular component: catalytic step 2 spliceosome; post-mRNA release spliceosomal complex; Prp19 complex. NCBI's taxonomy places the organism in Eukaryota, Fungi, Ascomycota, Dothideomycetes, Pleosporales, Pleosporaceae. Bases 1 to 957 code for a protein of 318 amino acids. The transcript has a single exon.